GCAGAAGUCUCUCGGUCUCCAGAGGUGCCCUUGUGUGAGAUCAGUUCGUGGCGGUAGGAGAGGUGAGGCAGUGAGGGCGCAGUUUGGUGGGAAUCUGGUAGUUGCUGAAGAUUAACCCAACUCAGAGUGACUUCAAAAUUUGAGAGUGAGGAGUGAUGAAUUUCUUCCAGAGGAUGCUGCUCCCAGCUGCUUCCAGAAGAGAGAAAAUGGACAGCUUUCCACUCUUCCUGUGUGCUCUCCAGAGCAAACUGCCAUGCAAACUGCAGCACCAGUGGACAACUGGUGCAGCAUCAAUGUUGUUGUAGUGACAAGUGCAAAGCCCAAAAAUAUAUGGGCUGCUGUGAGGAAAGUUAACUGCAUCCCAACCAGCUUCAAUACACUCUCCAGCAUACACAUUUUGCACAGUCUGCCUGCUUCUUAGAUCUUCCUUUCCCAGCCCCAUGCCUGUCUCAUUGCUGUUUACCCUCUGCUACCAUCUAACGGCCAUCUCAUGCAUUUCCCUGAUCAUGGGAGAUCUGCAGAACAGAGUCACCGAAUGGUUCGGGUUCAUGCCCCCGCCCACAGUCCUUCUCCCAGAGCCCUCUCUUGCCAUCCUGCACCACGCAGUGACAGAAGCUGAUGCUGCCAGCUUUCCUACAGGCUCUGCUGCCCAGCAUCUCUCUGCAGAGCUGCUCUCCCUGCUCGACUGAGAAGCACCGUUGGGAUGCUCGGUGUGGCAUGUCUUCCCUCCCCCGCUUCCACCCACAGGCGUUUGGAGGAUGCCUCAGGCCUGCUGAGAGGAUGGACGUCGUCCUCACAGCCCUUGAAGCGAUGGUCGACUCCAGCAUCUAUGACAAGGAGGUGGCCUGCAGUGUGAUGGCCGUGGCCAUGGAAGACCACGCCUUCUGGCUAUCAGAUGUAAGCACCUUGGAGAAGGUUUUGAAGGAGCUGACCAAGGGCUCACAGCUGAGCAGGCUGCUAGAAGGAGUCACAGAAGACACGUGCAUCCUCUUCUUGGCUCUAAUGGCAAAGAGUGAAGAUAAUGAAGACUUUUUGGGUGACCUACGCCACCUCAAGACUUAUCUGAAGCAUCCAAGUGUGGAGAUGCGCACAGUGGUGCUCAGAGGGCUUGUCAUACUCUCCGAGACACGGGAGAAGGCAAGAAAAAUGGAGGUCGUGCUGCCAGAGAUCAUGGCCACCCUGCAGGCUGCCAGCGCAGACGUCAAGAUGAAGGCCCUGUUUGUCAUCCAAAACAUCAUGGGCCACGUGAAGAGGAAGGAGGCCAGCUCCAUCGCUGUGCAGCACGCUGAGGAGCUCCUGCCUCUCUUUGUCGAUGGAGAAAAUAAGGACAUUCUCGCUCUUUCUAGCAAAAGAUCAUCGGAGUUGUAAAAAAGUUCAGCAGACAGGCAGGGAGAGAACUGAAAGAUUGUAACUACUCAUACCAGACAGAGCCUCUCAACAUGAUCA
Gallus gallus (chicken) is the source of this 1446-nucleotide messenger RNA. RefSeq lists its product as uncharacterized. The coding region runs from base 619 to 1368 and encodes 249 amino acids. The record is from RefSeq and is a predicted model, not a curated record. The transcript is spliced from 6 exons. NCBI's taxonomy places the organism in Eukaryota, Metazoa, Chordata, Aves, Galliformes, Phasianidae.